UUCUGAUUUCUUUUUCAGGCCUGAUGGAAUUGGAACUGUUUCCAUGGAAGAAAAAGAGAGAUUUGAGGAGAUAAAAGAGAGACUUUCUUCUCUUUUAGAAAAUCAGAUAAGCCACUUCAGAUACUGUUUUCCCUUUGGACGACCUGAAGGUGCUCUAAAAGCUACACUUUCAUUACUUGAAAGAGUUUUAAUGAAAGAUAUUGCCACUCCUAUACCAGCAGAAGAGGUGAAGAAAGUGGUCAGAAAAUGUCUGGAGAAAGCUGCCUUGAUCAAUUACACUAGACUCACAGAAUAUGCCAAAAUAGAAGGCCCAGCAGAAAAGGAAACAGAGACCAUGAACCAGGCAACUCCUGCCAGGAAGCUAGAAGAGGUUCUUCAUCUGGCAGAGCUCUGCAUAGAAGUCUUACAGCAGAAUGAAGAACAUCAUGCAGAGGGAAGAGAGGCAUUUGCCUGGUGGCCUGACUUACUGGCUGAGCAUGCAGAGAAAUUUUGGGCUUUAUUCACAGUAGAUAUGGACACGGCACUGGAGGCUCAACCACAGGACUCCUGGGAUAGUUUUCCUCUUUUCCAGCUGCUUAACAAUUUCCUGAGAAAUGACACACUUUUAUGUAAUGGAAAAUUUCACAAACACUUGCAAGAGAUCUUUGUGCCCAUGGUUGUCCGAUACGUCGACCUCAUGGAAUCUUCCAUCGCCCAGUCAAUUCACAGAGGUUUCGAACAAGAGACAUGGCAGCCUGUCAACAAUGGCUCAGCAACAUCAGAAGACCUAUUUUGGAAACUUGAUGCACUACAAAUGUUUGUCUUCGAUCUACAUUGGCCAGAACAAGAAUUUGCCCACCACUUAGAGCAAAGACUUAAACUAAUGGCCAGUGAUAUGAUAGAGGCCUGUGUCAAAAGAACACGAAGUGCAUUUGAACUCAAGCUGCAAAAGGCAAGCAAAACAACUGACUUGCGCAUUCCAGCUUCCGUGUGUACGAUGUUUAAUGUACUAGUGGAUGCCAAAAAACAAACCACUAAGCUCUGUGCUCUGGAUGCAGGACAGGAGUUUGGUAGUCAAUGGCAACAGUACCAUUCAAAAAUAGAUGAUUUGAUUGACAACACUGUAAAAGAAAUCAUUUCACUGCUAGUUUCAAAGUUUGUUUCAGUGUUGGAAGGGGUGUUGUCUAAGCUGUCAAGGUAUGAUGAAGGCUCUUUCUUCUCAUCCAUUCUGUCAUUCACUGUAAAAGCAGCUGCAAAAUAUGUUGAUGUUCCUAAACCAGGAAUGGAUCUGGCAGACACCUAUAUUAUGUUUGUUCGGCAAAACCAGGAUAUUCUUCGAGAAAAGGUCAAUGAAGAAAUGUAUAUAGAAAAGUUGUUUGAUCAAUGGUACAGCAAUUCCAUGAAAGUCAUUUGCGUGUGGUUGGCUGAUAGACUAGAUCUCCAGCUUCAUAUUUACCAACUGAAGACGCUCAUCAAGAUUGUGAAGAAAACUUAUAGGGACUUCCGAUUGCAAGGUGUGUUGGAAGGAACACUGAACAGUAAGACAUAUGAUACUCUGCACAGACGUUUAACAGUAGAGGAGACCGCAGCCUCUGUUUCAGAAGGAGGAGGGCUGCAGGGCCUUACUAUGAGGGACAGUGAUGAAGAAGAAGAAGGCUGAUGAUACACAGCUCUGGAGAGGAAGGAGGACUUUGACAUUGUUUUUGUGCACCUUGUCCUUGUAAUUACAUUUACUAUUUUGGCCAAAUAAAAAUGCUUGUAUUUCUUUAGGAAGUAAACUAGGAGGUACAAUUAAAGGGCAAAAUGCCAAAUAUUUUUUGAAAGAUCAUCUGCUUUCGUGUAGAUUGACCUAAAAUGAGCUUUGGCUCUGUUUGUCAUUAGAACAUGAACUUUCCUUCUGUUCUUUCUUACUUUUUUUUUUUAGCAGAUUUGACUUUUGUUUUUCCCUGUAGUCACACCAAAUAAUGUACUGUGUGUAAAAUGAGAUAUGUAUUUCCCACAAUGCCACACUGUGAGAAGACGCCACUUCUGAUCACUGCACUAACUCUACUGUAUCUUUGUUAAAAUGGUGUGUACCUUACGGUUUAUAACUCAUGCCAAGGUUUGUUUUAUAGUUAAUUUCCCAGUGCUGUGAUGUGUCUAAAAAUUUAACCUUGGUUUUUAUUACUCUGAAUUGGAUUGCAGGUGUAAUUCUGGGCUUCAAGGACUGCUAAAUCCAAAUGUAGACUAGAUUAUCCAAUGGGCUUGUGUCCUGUUCCAUUCUGAACAUUUCUUUCAAGUGUAAGAAAUCCUAAAGUGUGCUUCCAUCAACAUACCAUAUUC
Molecule: messenger RNA, 2301 nt
Organism: Castor canadensis (American beaver)
Lineage: Eukaryota; Metazoa; Chordata; Mammalia; Rodentia; Castoridae
Source: RefSeq, a predicted model, not a curated record